Messenger RNA from Cylas formicarius (sweet potato weevil), 4665 nucleotides. Its product is annotated as bridge-like lipid transfer protein family member 3A. Bases 90 to 4031 code for a protein of 1313 amino acids. The record is from RefSeq and is a predicted model, not a curated record. NCBI's taxonomy places the organism in Eukaryota, Metazoa, Arthropoda, Insecta, Coleoptera, Brentidae. The transcript is spliced from 24 exons.
GGCGAGUAUAUCCCAGAGCAGCUUUCAAAAACAGCUGCUCGGUGUUAUAUCUGUUUCGAUCCCAUCGCAUGUUAUUUUCUGGUUAAAGGAUGGCUUCUAUUAUAAAAAACCAGUUACUUAAACAUUUGUCCCGAUUUACCAAAAAUCUCUCCUCCGAUAAAAUAAACCUGAGCACCUUCAAAGGGGAAGGCGAGUUGUCCAACUUGGAGUUGAACGAGGUGGUUUUGACGGACCUGUUGGAAUUGCCCUCGUGGCUCAGGCUCACCAAGGCUUGGUGCAACAGAGUUACCUUCCGAAUUCCGUGGACUAAGUUGAAAACGAUGCCGAUCCAUUUAUCCCUGGACGAAGUGAACAUCACGGUCGAAACGUGCGAAGAGUUGAGAUGCGUGUCGCCUCAGGGAGCGCUCUCGUACGCUCCCGGAAAAUAUAGUUUUAUUCAUAAGGUCAUAGACGGAAUAACGGUGACGGUGAACACGGUGAACGUGUUGUUCAAUAGUCCGGCAUUUAUCGCUACCGUUCAGAUACAGAGAAUAGUGGUCGAAUCUGUAACACCGAAGUUUACUAGGAUGGAGUUGCCCCUGACGAGACUGAAAAGCCCCGAGAAGGGUCAGAUUUUGAUUUUCAAAGAGUUGCAGUGGCAAACGGUGAGGAUAGAGGCGAAAUCAACGAGGGAUAGAAAUUUGACCCCGUUGCGGUUGUUGACGAACCAGGCCCGGUGCCGAAUAACCAUAAAGAAGCGCUUGUCAGAUUGUUUCAUUCUGGGGUCGAGGUUAGUGAUAAUACUGGACGAUUUGCUGUGGGUGCUCACCGAUUCCCAGUUGAAAGCGGCCUUACAUUUUCUGGAUUCUCUAACGGGCUUGAUACAAAAGGCCACCCAGAUUACGAGGAAAGCGAAAGCGGCCAGAAAACUGGACGAGUUGCCCGAAUACCAGGCCCAGUUGCCCCAGGAGUGCCGUCCGAACGUCGGACAGAGGCCCGCCAAGCCGUCGGGUCGUAUGUUCUCGCAGUACGACGUAAUCGAGACUUCCUAUCAUUUCAUGUCCAAUCAUAUUGUGUUACAUUUGUGCGACGAUCCCGGAGAAGGCCGAUCGGGCCAUCCGAACCUGAAAGACGGCGGCGCCUUGCAGAUUAGCGUCAGGCGAUUUCAGGUCGACUUCUAUCCCUAUCACUUGGCCAAAGGUGACCGGAAGCACUGGCCGACGUACAACGCGUCCCAAGUCCCGCACUCCUUGUGGCAGGAACAGGCCCUAGCCGCUUUUAAAAGUAAAUUUCUAGACCUAUUCGACAGGAAUAAAACGCAACACGCGCCUUUGAGCAGAGUGCCCAAAGCCCCUCAAACCGAAUAUUCCCCAGCUUUUAAUCCCGCGAGUCCCGAACAUAGGAAGCCUUCCAGUCCCAGUCAUAGAGAAAUCAAGGGACGGUUAGAGUUGCAACUGGCAAAGUUGAUGACGACCUGCGUCAUUAUUAGGAUAGACGAUUUCGCGAUAUACAGGGUGACCACCUCGGGGAAAAAACAACAGCUUAAGGAAUUCCUUAGCGCUCAACAAAAGAGGAGAGACAAAAAUCCCUCAGGAGACCGCAAUCGAAUGUCGUUGCCAAAGGAAGCCAGCAUCGUACACGCCGAAUAUAUCCAUUAUUAUUAUCCCAGCGACAUGCCUUUCCCACUGCCCGCCCCCAAGUUCUACGUCCAAAUUAAUCCCAUUCAAAUCGUUUUCGAUGUCGACACCAUCCUGUGGAUGAAUUCGUUCGGCCUGAAUCUCUACCAGUCAUUGGCGCAGGCCAAAAGUGAAGUACAGACUUCUAAUUACACAUACGUCGACGUCAAAAUCGAGUCUAUUCUACCAAAGGUUAAUUUCGAGAGUCAUUUGGACUAUCCGUCGCAGCGGGACAGGCCUAAAUGUCUCAGUAUUCAAGUAACUAGGGCGACGGUCACCAACGUUAGAACGCUGGAGCAUUCUUCUAGAGCCGACCUCGCUAAGUGCGUGGACUCCUUCCACAUGGGUUCCCUUUUUUUCGGUAGCGAUUUUCCGUCUCGCCCCGGAGAUUUCUACAUCGUGACCCAGAAAUUCCUUGACCACAUAUCUGCCGCGGAUAAUGUCCGUGCGGAGCCCAAGGAAUUGGAUAUUUCCUCCAUGGAUAACUUGGUUCGGCAGCUCAGCAAAGAACUGCUAUGGGUGGAGGCUAAAGACAUUUGGUACGUUUCUUUGGAUCCCGUUUUCGGCGAUUUCUGCGGCGCCCGUGGGGACGCUUCCAACAAACCGGUACCCUUCCUGGACGCGGUACCCGUUACGGUUUGGCUCCACGCCACUUUGGAUCCCAAUAGUACCAUCAAAACGAAAAACGCCGAUAGUUUGAACGCAGAUAUACACGCGUUGGCGUACAUCUCGAACUUGGUUAGCAUACAAAUCAACCAUUAUCAGUAUCUGUUCCUGCUGAGACUUGCCGAGCAGGCGUCGGAACUGACCACGUUUUUAACUAUGGACUCCGAUCGAAUACUGAAAACUAACGUCAACAGUUCUAUGGCGAUAGGCGCGUUGAUCCCCCAAUUGGAGGUGACGUUCGUGAUGCCUCCCCAAAGUCCCGGAAAAGAGUCUUCCGGAGGCGACGGGGAAUCGUUCGUUCCGGAUUUUUCCAGCAUCGACGAUAUCGCGGUCACUACGCAAGGUAUAUUGAGGAACAGUAUAAAAUCGAUCCCCCAGUUGGAGAACUCCGGUAGGUCGGUUUCUUACACCGAAGCCGUUCAAUACUCGACCACGGACUCGAUUAACGGAACAUUAAUCGCUACAGCGCAAGGUGGCCCACCGAUUCAGAUCCAGAAUCCGCCGCAGAACCAAUUCGGGAAUAACAUACAAAGUAAUAUAAAUGUGGGUCUGACGUCGGUGAAAAAAGGGUUUUCCAGUUUAAUGUCGUCGAUAGAUAGUGCUCUGAAAUCGAGCCCGGACGACAUGUCGGAUACCCUGUCGAUCCGUAGCGACGCGUCUAGCGAUUCCGAGCAAAUCGUCAUGGUUAAUUACGAGGAAGACGUCAGGGGCAUCGACUGGAUGUUUUACAUCGACGAAAUGGUGGAGUACGAGAAGGCCGAAGAGGCGGCCGAGGUUAUAGAGGACGAGAGCGUUAUGACGUCACCCAGCGACCACAGCUUGACCAGCAGCUGCAGAAGAAAAGACCUGGUGUGCGUGUCGACUUUCAAAUUAAACAAAGUGGAAUUUUUACAACAAUCUUGCGGCUACUCUUCGUCCAUCAAAGUCCAAGUCGGUAACGUUGCCAGCGAAGAUUGCACCAGCAUUCCCUGGGACGAAUUUCAAGCCGCCACGAAGGGCAAAUUUAGCACGAGAUCGCGCGGCUGGACCGACAAUCCCGAAAACACGUGCUCCACCGCAAAAGUGAAGCUCCGCUUCGACCACACCUUGACGUUGGAAGACCCGAGGACGUUGCCGGACCACGAUCUCACCAAGAGGGAGGUCAUGGCGCGAGUGUUCGAAGACAUGGUGGCUAUCGAAGUCCGAGAUCUGAUUUUGAGUUUGAACAUGAGCACCGUCACGGGACUGGCGGACCUCAGCGAAGACGAGAUCAUUCCCGUUCCGCUUCCGCUGCAGCUGCUGGUGCAAAACCUCCAGCUGCGUCUCGUGGAAGACAGGCCGCCGGUGAACAUAACCUCACCGGGUUCCGUUCCGAUCGAUUUGGACGUCGACGUCGUCCACAUCACUCGCGGAAAAGACGGAGUUUUCCACGUAUCCGGCGGAGAAGCAGCGAGGCGCAACGGUGAAACGGAGGACGCGAAGGUGACGCAGCUGCUCGACGAUAACGAAGAACUGAAAAGGAGGCUGCUCGCGUUCGAAAGGAUCUCGGAGGAGAACAGGGGCUUGAGGAAAGCCCAGGAAGAAACUGACGUGCUCAGAGGUUUCCUCAAAUCCUCUCAAGACGAGGUUUCUAGACUUUUGGACGAAAAGAGGAAGCUUCUGGACGAAAUCGGGGCGCUUCAAAGUCAGCUCGCUAACACCACCAGAUGGCAGUGGAAUUCGAAAAGCUAGCAAUGUUGCUUCGACUGUACUAAGUGCUGUAGCAAUGAUAACCGUUCUCAGUAGUUAGACAGUCCCGAAAUGACUGUUGGGUUUCUGCUAAAAUUGUAUGUUUUGUUUCUAAGCUAAAACGGUAUGCAUUUUAGUUAAGACUUAUUUUUUUUAAACUGAAGGUUAUUAAGAUGACUUUUUGCAUACUGUUUUAAGUUAGUUAAAGGUACUCAGCUAUGAAUAGGUGUUUCUAAGUGUAUAUUGUGAUAAAUGAUGGACUUAUCAAAGGGAAAAAUAUUACGUUAUCGUUUUCCUCAACAAUGCUGCAAAUAUAAAAAAAACGAACAUUCUUAAAAUUUAAUUUCUAGUCGUAUUUAUUUUUUGUUUAAACUGCAAUAUGUGUUGCUACUAUGUAAGCAAACAAUUAUCCUUUUCGAGACAUUCACUACAAAAAAAUCAAUAACCGUAUAAAGAAAAAUUUGCUUGAAGCAUUGCAUAGUGUUGUGAUAAAAAAAAUGUGACUCACCUACAUUUUAUCGGAUUUUUUUUGUGUAAUUUCGUCACUCGAAACGCUCGAUAUUUUCUUGUUUCUAGCGAAUGAAAGAUUUUAUUACGUUGUUAAGCCAAGUAUGUCCAAUAAAAUACCAUUACCACU